Messenger RNA from Phymastichus coffea, 1034 nucleotides. It is a transcript of the gene Rab27, whose product is annotated as ras-related protein Rab-27A. NCBI's taxonomy places the organism in Eukaryota, Metazoa, Arthropoda, Insecta, Hymenoptera, Eulophidae. Gene Ontology annotation, molecular function: GTP binding; GTPase activity. The transcript has 5 exons. Gene Ontology annotation, biological process: positive regulation of exocytosis; melanosome transport. Bases 320 to 949 code for a protein of 209 amino acids. Gene Ontology annotation, cellular component: melanosome; secretory granule. The record is from RefSeq and is a predicted model, not a curated record.
CAUCGCAUUUGAUACGAAUAUAUAACCUUUGAAAGCGCGGCUUAUCCCUCGUCACCCUGGACUUUUCCAAAUGCCUUAGUGAGCAGCAAGGCUUUAGUUCGAAACCCUAUUUCUCGUGUGACGAUAGAGGGAAACAAGUCCAGCGAUCGUGCAAAGCGCCGCGGGCUAACAGCUAGCCUCGCAGCACGUAAAUACAACGGAUCGGGCGCCGAUCGCAAGCGCGCAAGUUUUUUGUGCGACUCGCAGAUUUCAAUUGGGAGAAGCAAAAGGAAGGAGAGAAAGCAAAAAAUAGGUCGCCGGGUGCAGCAGUCGCCCGGAAAUGGAUUACGAUUAUUUGCUAAAGUUUCUCGCGCUCGGCAAUUCGGGCGUCGGAAAAACGAGUUUUUUAUAUCGCUACACAGAAGGCACGUUUAAUCCGCGCUUUCAUUCCACCGUUGGCAUCGACUUUAAGGAAAAGCGACUUGUGUAUGAGUCAUCGAAAGGAGAAACUCGGAGAGUACGUUUACAACUUUGGGACACAGCUGGACAAGAAAGGUUCCGAAGCUUAACCACGGGCUUCUACCGCGAAUCGAUGGGCUUUUUUCUGGUGUUCGACUUGACAAAUGAACAGUCCUUUCUGGCCGUAAGAGGCUGGCUGCAAGAGAUCAGGAUGCACGCCUACUGCGAACAGCCAGACGUCAUUCUUUGCGGUAACAAGUCGGACCUGGCCAACAGACGAGUAAUAAGCGAGAUCCAGGCUCGAGAGCUGGCCCAAGAGCACAAUAUGAUUUACUUGGAGAUGAGCGCUGCGACGGGACAGAAUGUGAGCGGAGCCGUUGAUAUGCUCUUAGACCGAGUUAUACGGACGAUCGAUAGAGCAGUGGACCAUGCUUUGGUGCCCUAUCAGAAGCGACGAAACUGUCGGCAACUUGAGAUUAGAUCUGCAUCGAAGCCUUCUUGUUCUUGUUGAUGCAUACGCGCCGUCGGCGCUCUCCCGAUGCUCCUUCCAAUGGUCGUGCACAGUACUCCAUCUGGCAAUAAAGAAAGUAAAAUAA